GAUGAGUGGAAGAUGGUCAUUAUUUCCUGAGAGAGGAAAACAUUGCUCCCCGUGGACUAUCAUAAAGUGGACAAAGUAAAGACCUGCCCCACAGUAAUGAAGAGACGGCGUUCUUGGGGGAAUAAGGAUUCCACAGGAAGCAAUACGGAGGAGAACACGGAAAACAGUGAACAAGAUGACUCCUCACCUCUGAGGUCUUCUUGGUCGUUGGCAGACACCAUGAACUACGUGGGCCAGCUGGCAGGUCAGGUGCUGGUAACCGUAAAACAACUAUACAAGGGCAUUAAUCAGGCCACAUUAUCGGGCUGUAUUGAUGUUGUGGUCGUCCGUCAGAGAGAUGGCAGCUACCAGUGCUCACCAUUCCAUGUGCGCUUUGGCAAGUUGGGUGUGCUGCGAUCCAAAGAGAAAGUGAUUGAUAUUGAAGUGAAUGGAGAGCCUGUAGACCUGCACAUGAAGCUUGGUGACAAUGGAGAGGCCUUUUUUGUUCAGGAGUCCGAGGAACAGAAUCAGAUUGUGCCUGCCUACCUGGCCACCUCUCCAAUCCCUACCGAGAGUCACUUGUUCUGGAUCUCGGAAGUGGCGUACAGGUCACCAAAAAACCUUGAAGAUGAUCCUGGUGAUCCAGAAGACCCGCCUGAUCCUCCAACCCCUAGCACUAUGGCCACAAAAAAGAAAAAGAAGCGACGGAAGAAACAUAAAGGUGACCCACGGAGAGAGGAGCUGACCCCACCCGUGUCACUUACGAGUACUGCUAAUGCUGCUAAUGCACCUGCUGCUAUGCCCAGUACUGGGCAGACUGAAGAAAUUUUUGAGAUGGACCUGAGCUCUGAUGAGGAAUCUGCAGUGCAUGCCUCAAGAUCUCCAUCAGUAUCUACAGUACGCGAUAUUGAUGCCAAAUCACCUGCAGCCCGACACAACCUGGAUGGUUACCCAUUGUCUGAUGGAGACUGGCUGGUAUCUGACAGUCAUGGUUUAUCUGAGGCCUUUUCUCCAACGAGUGACUCUGAGCUGAUGGUUAAGCCGUCGCAGAGUAGGCUCAGAGCAGAAUCCCACAUGCAGUGGGCGUGGGGAGCGUUUCCAGAAACGACGAGGUUCAGCAAGAAGGAGAGACCAGAGCAGCUAAAAACGGUGACCAUCGUGCCAUCAGAAAGCACACAUUUUCGUGUUAUCCUCAGUUCUGAGGCUAUGGAAAAGGAGAUGUUGACUGAAAAAGAAAAUGAUUCAUCCUCAUUGUGUACCAUUGUGAAGCCUGAACCACGCACUCCCACAAACACUGUGACACCCGUGUCGCCGCCAACACUAGAUAGAAGUGAAACCUCCUUAAGUCGUGAAAACCCCUCUGAACCACUUGAUGUUCUGCCGUCCAACUUGCCGACUUCCCCUUUCAACAGCCAACAAAGUGAUUCACCAAUGAAGAAGAAAGGUGUUCCAAAGAGGAGCCAGCAUCAGGGCCCUGAGGACAUCUACCUGGAUGACCUGAAUGUACUUGAACCUGAUGUUGCUGCACGAUAUUUUCCUAAAAGUGACUCUGAGGCAGCCAGUAAGCAUUGGAUGGACUCGGACGUGCGCUCUGGGGCACAGUCUCCGCAGUCGGUGGGCAGUGCAGCCGCUGAUAGCGGGACAGAGUGUCUGUCUGACUCUGCCAGUGACCUUCCUGAUGUCACCCUUUCUCUGUGUGGAGGACUUACUGAGAACACAGAGAUAUCAAAAGAGAAGUUCAUGCAGCACAUCCUCACCUAUCAUGAAUUUGCUGAAAAUCCAGCAAUUAUAGAUAACCCCAACCUUGUAGUAAGAAUAGGCAAUAGAUAUUAUAACUGGACACUAGCUGCACCUUUGAUUCUGAGUCUACAAGCCUUUCAGAAGAACUUACCAAAGGCUACAGAGGAGGCCUGGGUGAAGGAGAAAAUGCCAAAGAAGUCAGGACGCUGGUGGUUCUGGCGAAAGAGGGCAGACAGCACAGUCAAGCAGUCUGAAACAAAGAUGGAAACCAAAGAGGAGGCUCACCAAGAGGAGGAAGGACCCUCCAUAUCACAGGAGAAUUUAGUAUCUAAAAUAGGGGACACAUCGAGUGAUGAAGAAUCCAAGGAAGUGAGCGCUGUGUCUUGCCAGGAGAGGCUGCAGUCAGUGGACAGUCAGCACCACCCACACACCUACAGGAAGUCGUUACGGCUCUCUUCUGAUCAGAUAGCCAGCCUUAAACUGAAGGAGGGACCAAAUGAUGUGACAUUUAGUAUCACCACACAGUACCAAGGCACGUGCCGUUGUGAGGGCACCAUCUAUCUGUGGAACUGGGACGACAAAGUCAUUAUUUCUGACAUUGAUGGCACCAUCACAAAGUCAGAUGUGUUUGGACAGAUCCUGCCGCAGUUGGGGAAGGACUGGACACACCAGGGGAUUGCCAAACUCUACCACUCAGUAGCUGAGAACGGCUACAAGUUCUUGUACUGCUCUGCACGGGCUAUCGGCAUGGCGGACAUGACAAGGGGUUACCUACACUGGGUCAACGACGGGGGAACUAUCCUGCCUCGGGGACCUCUCAUGCUCUCCCCUAGCAGCCUAUUCUCAGCAUUCCACAGGGAGGUCAUUGAGAAGAAACCGGAGAUUUUCAAGAUUGAAUGUCUUACAGACAUUAAGAACCUGUUCCAGCAUAACAAGCAGCCAUUCUACGCAGCCUUUGGGAAUCGAACUAAUGACGUGUUUGCCUAUAAAGAAGUAGGAGUUCCAUUGUGUCGGAUCUUCACGGUCAACCCCAAGGGAGAGCUCAUCCAGGAGCAGACCAAAGGGAACAAGUCCUCUUACGGCAGGCUUAGCGAGCUGGUGGAGCAUGUUUUCCCCCUGCUGAGUAAAGAGCAGAACGAGGCCUUCGUUAUGCCAGAGUACAGCUCCUUCUGUUACUGGAGACAUCCCAUUCCAGACAUCAACCCGGACGAACUGCUCUGAUCCAGCACAUACACACAUUGAACUUUGGCUCUUGAAUAGAUUUUCUGGGAUAUUACAUGGACUGGAACCUCACCGUAAUGACCUCCCACCAGCACACAUGCAAACUCGCACUGUGUCAUGGGGACGUGACUGUAAACACACACCAAGCAGGUAAACUGACCAUCUGUUAGAAACAAGUGGAAGGGAUUUCCAGACAUUGGAAAACACGAGAUGAAUCUCAACUUAAUCUUCCCUUCCACUUGUGAGGACGUCCUGCGCCAUUAGCAUUUGCUGUCCCAGACGUUGGACAGAGUUAGCAUUUCUUUUGGAGCACAAACUCCCAGUGAAGAUGAUCUGCGUUUACCAUCUGGGGAAGAACUAAAAAUUCUAAGAUAUAUCCAAAAAAUCCACCAACCCUGAGCAGUUUUUUUUUUUUUUUUGUUAUUAUAAUUUUACCUUAAUUGCAAAAAUAAUUCAAUUUUUCUGAUACAAGAAAAAAAAUAGGGAGCCAUCAGAUGAAGCUAAAUCAUAAAACAAAUCAGCAGUUUGUGAUUCCUCAAACACACACUUCCCAGGAAUGUUUUGUAGUUUUUUGUUUGGUUUGUUUUUUGUUGCAAAGGUUUGUGUUCAGCUUUCUUCUGUGAAAUCUUAACUGUGUACACGUUUCAGAUGACCACAUAUCCCCGGAGAGAUCGCGUUCAUAACAAAGGAGUCGCAUUUCAGCAGCACCCAUUAAAGUCUGUGAAGAUGCAUGCUUAAGAUGUGACUUAAAAUGAAGCAGCUUCACCGUAAUUCCUCAUGCAGUUAUUUUAAUGCUCUGGCAAACUGAGUUAUUUUCUUUUUUCUUCUUUUUUUUUUUAAGUUAUUUAAAAAUGUAUGUUCUUGAUUCGUCACGAUGCCUUUGCUUGAGAAGUAAUUCAUUACCACUUUAGUGUGUUAAUACUUUGGUUUAAUAUUUAAUAUUGUGCACUUAACAGUAACGGCAAGUCUGGCCCGACCCGGCGAGCAGUUUGUCUGGGACCAGUGUGAACUGUUGUAUAAUCCCUGCUUUUUUUUGUUUGUUUGUUUGUUUUUUGUCCUUUUGGUCCGUAUUUGUUGUUUUAAAGUGAAUUUUGAACAUACAGAUUAUAAGAUGUUCUUAGCCAACGCCACGGUCCCCAGCUUUCGGAUGAAAGCAUAUAAAUGUAGAACAGGAUGCACAAUUUCUAAUCAUGAAAAUUGGUGGAUCUGAAGCAAGUUCAAGAUGAAAGAUUUGUUUUUGCAGGCGUGGCAUUUGGACCGUGUGUGUGUCGCGAGUCACUGGGAGCUACUCUCGGGGUGGAAAGAUCACACGCAUCCUUUUUCUUAAUGUCAUUGUGCUCCGAGUGGCUCUACAGAGAUUUGAAGCCUGAAAAGCUCAGUUCUGCACGCCACUCUCCCACGCAAACUUUACUAAAUGUCUUAGUAGGCAGCAGACUAAAGCCGGCGUUCUCGUUUUACCUCCAAAUCUGCUGUGCGGAAGUGUUUUUUACGCAUUUGUCCGGAGGAGGCUGUUUUUGUUGGAAGCGUUUCCUCCUGGUAUCUGAGCAGCUGCUGCGAUGGUAUCAGUGCUGGGAAGCGGGCAUGCUACAUGCUAACCCUUUAGCGCCAGAGAAAAAUGACUGACACGGGCAAGAGGAAGAGCCAUUUGACUGUUUGGAGAUAAACAGGAAAUACUUGAGUGUACAUACAGGAAGCUUCUUAAAAAACAUGUGGGCAGAUGUGCCAUUGAAACAGCUCGUACCUCCAGCACAGGUGUAAUAUGACUAAUAUGUCUUAGUUAGGAAUGUGUGUAAUAAUAAUAAUGACAGAGUGACCCAUUUCACAUGAAGCACAAUUUACUGUACGACAGCUAUAUAUUCAUGCAGAGUUUCACUUUUCCCUUUAGUUUGCAGCUAUUUUUUUUCUCCAUCCACGUUUUGUUCUGUAGAUGUGUUUUUGUGAUGAGUAAGGUGCGUGUUGUGCUUGUUUUCUGAAGUACGGUAAGUCAAAUGGUUAUAAUUAACGAAGUCCAUUCUUUCUAUGAAAGUAAAAGCUCUCGUGUGGCAUGCUCACACUUCAUUCUCACGAUCCCGGGAUAUACGUGUAAUAUUAUUUGUGGUCACUCAGCUGCUGUGGAUAAAACCGCUUAUCGCCACGUUCUUUGAUGCUACGUAUGAUCUAUUAUUGUGUUUGUUGUUUGAGGCGACGCCUGAUAUUUGAUUGUUUGACCAACAGAAGUACCUUAAGUGUAUGCUGUGUUUAUUUGUAUAGAAAUGUGGUUUAAAGUGUGUAAAGAACAAAAUCCGUUGUAAGAAAAAAAAA
Messenger RNA from Thalassophryne amazonica, 5241 nucleotides. Its product is annotated as phosphatidate phosphatase LPIN2-like. Gene Ontology annotation, biological process: cellular response to insulin stimulus; triglyceride biosynthetic process; positive regulation of transcription by RNA polymerase II. Gene Ontology annotation, cellular component: cytosol; nucleus; endoplasmic reticulum membrane. NCBI's taxonomy places the organism in Eukaryota, Metazoa, Chordata, Actinopteri, Batrachoidiformes, Batrachoididae. The record is from RefSeq and is a predicted model, not a curated record. Gene Ontology annotation, molecular function: phosphatidate phosphatase activity; transcription coactivator activity.